AUGAGGAAGCCAGUGGGUCUCAAAACACUUCCCACAACAGACACCAUUCAGCUCAGACACCAUUCAGCUCAGGUAAACAGCAAUGAGGAAUCCAGCAGGUCUCCAAACACUUCCCACAACAAACACCAUUCAGCUCAGGUAAACACCAAUGAGGAAGCCAGCGGGUCUCUAAACACUUCCCACAACAGACACCAUUCAGCUCAGGUAAACAGCAAUGAGGAAGCCAGCGGGUCUCCAAACACUUCCCACAACAGACACCAUUCAGCUCAGGUAAACAGCAAUGAGGAAUCCAGCGGGUCUCCAAACACUUCCCACAACAAACACCAUUCAGCUCAGGUAAACAGCAAUGAGGAAGCCAGCGGGUCUCCAAACACUUCCCACAACAGACACCAUUCAGCUCAGGUAAACAGCAAUGAGGAAUCCAGCAGGUCUCCAAACACUUCCCACAACAAACACCAUUCAGCUCAGGUAAACAGCAAUGAGGAAUCCAGCAGGUCUCCAAACACUUCCCACAACAAACACCAUUCAGCUCAGGUAAACAGCAAUGAGGAAGCCAGCGGGUCUCCAAACACUUCCCACAACAGACACCAUUCAGCUCAGGUAAACAGCAAUGAGGAAUCCAGCGGGUCUCCAAACACUUCCCACAACAGACACCAUUCAGCUCAGGUAAACAGCAAUGAGGAAUCCAGCAGGUCUCCAAACACUUCCCACAACAAACACCAUUCAGCUCAGGUAAACAGCAAUGAGGAAGCCAGCGGGUCUCCAAACACUUCCCACAACAAACACCAUUCAGCUCAGGUAAACAGCAAUGAGGAAUCCAGCGGGUCUCCAAACACUUCCCACAACAGACACCAUUCAGCUCAGCGGGUCUCUAAACACUUCCCACAACAAACACUGACAGCUCAGGUAAACAGCAAUGAGGAAGCCAGCGGGUCUCAAAACACUUCCCACAACAGACACCAUUCAGCUCAGGUAAACAGCAAUGAGGAAUCCAGCAGGUCUCCAAACACUUCCCACAACAAACACCAUUCAGCUCAGGUAAACAGCAAUGAGGAAGCCAGCGGGUCUCUAAACACUUCCCACAACAGACACCAUUCAGCUCAGGUAAACAGCAAUGAGGAAUCCAGCGGGUCUCCAAACACUUCCCACAACAGACACCAUUCAGCUCAGGUAAACAGCAAUGAGGAAUCCAGCAGGUCUCCAAACACUUCCCACAACAAACACCAUUCAGCUCAGGUAAACAGCAAUGAGGAAGCCAGCGGGUCUCUAAACACUUCCCACAACAAACACCAGUUAGCCCAGGUAAACAGCAAUGAGGAUGCCAGCAGGUCUCCAAACACUUCCCACAACAGACACCAUUCAGCUCAGGUAAACAGCAAUGAGGAAGCCAGCAGGUCUCCAAACACUUCCCACAACAGACACCAUUCAGCUCAGGUAAACAGCAAUGAGGAAUCCAGCGGGUCUCCAAACACUUCCCACAACAGACACCAUUCAGCUCAGGUAAACAGCAAUGAGGAAUCCAGCAGGUCUCCAAACACUUCCCACAACAGACACCAUUCAUCUCAGGUAAACAGCAAUGAGGAAUCCAGCAGGUCUCCAAACACUUCCCACAACAAACACCAUUCAGCUCAGGUAAACAGCAAUGAGGAAUCCAGCGGGUCUCCAAACACUUCCCACAACAGACACCAUACAGCUCAGGUAAACAGCAAUGAGGAAUCCAGCGGGUCUCCAAACACUUCCCACAACAGACACCAUACAGCUCAGGUAAACAGCAAUGAGGAAUCCAGCGGGUCUCCAAACACUUCCCACAACAAACACCAUUCAGCUCAGGUAAACAGCAAUGAGGAAUCCAGCGGGUCUCCAAACACUUCCCACAACAAACACCAUUCAGCUCAGGUAAACAGCAAUGAGGAAUCCAGCGGAUCUCCAAACACUUCCCACAACAGACAACAUACAGCUCAGGUAAACAGCAAUGAGGAAUCCAGCGGGUCUCCAAACACUUCCCACAACAGACACCAUACAGCUCAGGUAAACAGCAAUGAGGAAUCCAGCGGGUCUCCAAACACUUCCCACAACAGACACCAUUCAGCUCAGGUAAACAGCAAUGAGGAAUCCAGCAGGUCUCCAAACACUUCCCACAACAAACACCAUUCAGCUCAGGUAAACAGCAAUGAGGAAGCCAGCGGGUCUCUAAACACUUCCCACAACAAACACCAGUUAGCCCAGGUAAACAGCAAUGAGGAAGCCAGCAGGUCUCCAAACACUUCCCACAACAGACACCAUUCAGCUCAGGUAAACAGCAAUGAGGAAUCCAGCUGGUCUCAAAACACUUCCCACAACAGACACCAUUCAGCUCAGGUAAACAGCAAUGAGGAAUCCAGCGGGUCUCCAAACACUUCCCACAACAGACACCAUACAGCUCAGGUAAACAGCAAUGAGGAAUCCAGCAGGUCUCCAAACACUUACCACAACAAACACCAUACAGCUCAGGUAAAUAGCAAUGAGGAAGCCAGCGGGUCUCUAAACACUUCCCACAACAAACACCAUACAGCUCAGGUAAAUAGCAAUGAGGAAGCCAGUGGGUCUCUAAACACUUCCCACAACAAACACCAUACAGCUCAGGUAAACAGCAAUGAGGAAUCCAGCAGGUCUCAAAACACUUUCCACAACAAACACCAUACAGCUCAGGUAAACAGCAAUGAGGAAGGCAGCAGGUCUCCAAACACUUCCCACAACAGACACCAUACAGCUCAGGUAAACAGCAAUGAGGAAUCCUGCAGGUCUCCAAACACUUCCCACAACAAACACCAUACAGCUCAGGUAAACAGCAAUGAGGAAUCCAGCAGGUCUCAAAACACUUUCCACAACAAACACCAUACAGCUCAGGUAAACAGCAAUGAGGAAGGCAGCAGGUCUCCAAACACUUCCCACAACAGACACCAUACAGCUCAGCUAAACAGCAAUGAGGAAGCCAGCAGGUCUCCAAACACUUCCCACAACAAACACCAUACAGCUCAGGUAAACAGCAAUGAGGAAUCCUGCAGGUCUCCAAACACUUCCCACAACAGACACCAUACAGCUCAGCUAAACAGCAAUGAGGAAGCCCUUAGGUCUCAAAACAUUUUCCACAACAAACAACAAACAGACAUGAGGAAGUCCACAGGUCUCCAAACACUUCCUACAACAAACACCAAACAGACAUGA
Messenger RNA from Mya arenaria, 3204 nucleotides. Its product is annotated as probable serine/threonine-protein kinase DDB_G0282963. The transcript has 3 exons. Lineage: Eukaryota; Metazoa; Mollusca; Bivalvia; Myida; Myidae. Bases 1 to 3204 code for a protein of 1067 amino acids. The record is from RefSeq and is a predicted model, not a curated record.